CGCGCGUGCUUCGUGCCUCGCCGGACGAGCGGGCCGCGUUGGGCUCAUAUCAGCUGAUAGCACGGAGGUGUACGGACACGCCCUACUGUGUGUAACUGUGGGCGUUUAACUUUUACUACCAAGACUUGAAAACUACCAACAGCGUUUCUGAGCAUUACCUGUUUUUUAUUGUGGAGCUCAGAUCAGGUGGCUGGUGGGCAGCGGGUUCCGGCGGCUCUGGCCGGCCAUGUCCGACGGCGGCAUGCCCGAGGUCAGCGUGGACCAGGGGCCCGCCCGCCGGCUCAGCUGGACCAGCGUGCAGCUCCCGGCCGCGCUGGCACCGCACGACAGCCCCGCCGCCUCGGCGCAGAGCUGCGCCAGCUCGCCGGCGCCGCCGACGCCCUCCUUCCCUCCUCCGCCGCCCUCCCAGCCGCCCGCCAGCGCGUCGACCUCCUGCGCGACCCUGCAGCUGCCCGUGUGUCCACCGGCACCGCAGGACGCCGAGCCCGCGGACGAGGACUCGCUGGACGAGCGCUGCGCGGUGGGCGCGGCCGCUGCGCCCGGGCCGCCGGCCGCUGACGCGCUGGCCGCCCGCCUGCGAGCCGACUCGGUGGACAGCGGCGACAUGAGCGUGCUGGGCGUGGCGCUGGUGGCCAACUGCCACGUGUCGCUGGUGAUUUUCGGCCUGUUCUUCCUGGCGGCCGGCAGCCUGCUGUGUGUGAUCGCGUUCCGCGCGCCCACCUCGGCCGCCAACGACGUGCAGUCGCGCGUGGCGGGCACGUUCUUCCUGUGCCUGGCGGCCGUGAUGUGCACGUUCGGACUGUGUCUGUGCCGGCUCGACUACCAGCUGUCGCGGCGCGACCAGGAGAAGGGCGCCGCCGACACCGGCGACUGCUACAUCCACGACGACACGAGCCGGUGUCACCGGGUGCUGCCGAGCAUCCAGCGCGCGCGACGCUCCACGCAGCGCGCCAAGCGGCACGUGCUGCGCCAGCUGGACGAGCGCUGGACGUCGGCCGCCGCCGGCCGACACCGCGAAAAGACCUUCUCGUCCAUAGAGCUGCUGACGUCGGCGUCCACGGAGUCCGUCAGGUGUGGGAAGUGUAACGAAGCCUCGUCGUCCUACGGUGCAAUGGAAAGCUCAGACGUCGCCAGCUUUCCGUCCUGAGGCCAAGUCCAAGCACUUGUGGCGCAUGGGGCCGUUUAGAUACACACGAUGGCUGCCUCACAAAACCAGUGCUCACUGCUCGUAUCUUCAAGGGCCGACGGAUUUUGCACGGAUGUGUCAAUUUUGUUAAUAUGCGAGAGAAACGUUAAUGGUAUUGGCUUACGUAUUGGCUAUGGUAUUGGCCAAACGUUACCGCUAUUGGCUUCGGAACAGGUGACAUACCUACAUACUGAAUACUGGUAUACUUACGUGAAACAAUCAGAAUUCAGAAUGAUGUCGCUCAACUCGCUCGCUGUGAAGUGCUGAAGUGUCUUUUAUAUUCAAUCUUGUCAAACGUGUUUCCUGAAACGUAAUACUGUAAGUAUGGUAUAUACAUUGUGCACUUUGUUGUUGCUACCUUUAUCGCGCACUGUAUUUGUACAUAACUGUUAUGAGCAAUAGCAAUACACUGCUACGAA
Amphibalanus amphitrite is the source of this 1605-nucleotide messenger RNA. RefSeq lists its product as uncharacterized. The coding region runs from base 227 to 1147 and encodes 306 amino acids. The transcript has 4 exons. Lineage: Eukaryota; Metazoa; Arthropoda; Thecostraca; Balanomorpha; Balanidae. The record is from RefSeq and is a predicted model, not a curated record.